Messenger RNA from Punica granatum (pomegranate), 1188 nucleotides. Lineage: Eukaryota; Viridiplantae; Streptophyta; Magnoliopsida; Myrtales; Lythraceae. The record is from RefSeq and is a predicted model, not a curated record.
AACUCGUGGAUCCUACAUCCACCACUGAAUAUAGAUCCUAAGCCGGCCGCCGGCAUUUCGUGGCGAAGCAUCAACUAAAAAUAGUUUGAGGGGUAAUUCGUAAAUUGCAGAUAGUUAAGGGGCGAAUUUGGAAAUAAAAGAAGAGCCCACCGAGUCGUUCCCAUUUCCCCGGACCCAUCAAACCCUGUCUUCUUCUCCUCAGGGCCCGACCGACGUCUCGCCUUGUUCUUCACCUCCAAAAUCUCCAAUCACCAGAUUUAGCCUCAAAGAUUCGAAAUUUGCAUCAUGCCCCACGAACCCAUCUAAAAAUUUUGCAUCUUGUCGGUAGAGAAAUUUCGAUCCGAGAGCACUGUUGAAGAGAGAAGGGAAGGGAAAACAGGCAUUGGCUUUGUCCAUAAAGAUGGUUUCCGGGCUUAUAAAUGCGAACCCGGUUGUGUAUGAGAAAAAGGAGCGAAGGGUUCGGAGUGCGCCCGCUAAUGUCGAUGAGUAUGCGGUGGAACCGAUCGAUCAGCUAGAGAUAUUUGACCAUCUCAGAGAUAUAAAGGAUCCAGAGCAUCCAUACUCAUUAGAAGAGCUCAAAGUCAUAUCUGAAGAUGCAAUCGAAGUAGAUGAUUCAAAUAGCUACGUCAGGAUCACUUUUACUCCCACAGUGGAGCAUUGUAGCAUGGCGACAAUAAUAGGCUUGUGCUUGAGGGUAAAACUUAUGAGGAGCUUGCCUUCUCGAUACAAGGUGGAUAUAAGGAUAGCACCAGGAAGUCAUGCAACUGAAGCUGCAGUGAAUAAACAGCUAAACGACAAAGAGAGGGUCGCAGCAGCUCUGGAGAACCCAAACCUUGUGGAAAUGGUUGACGAAUGUCUCGCCCCCACGUAUGGCUUUUCCAAUUAAACUCUUAUGCCGAAUUUAAUGUAGCUUGGUAGCUCUACAAAGCCUCUUCCCUCCCGCUCUCACAGUCAUAGUUUUAAUCCUCUUUGGGCACAAAUCUCCCAUGCAAUUUCAGUGACAUAGCUGCACAUAAGUUUGAAAGAGUAGCGUUAUUUGUGUUUGUGAGUUUAGCUGAAUUUCGGCCAUUUCUUUUGAGUUUCCUACAGUCAAUUGAGUUUUGAUUUCAUAUGCAUGCAGUGCACAGGAGUAAAGAUGUUUGUACCGAGUUAUUUAUAAAUGGAUUACGUGAAUUUCGUUUAAAUAUA